AGUUGAAAUUAAGAAUCUACAUAUCCAAGCAAGGACCUUGAAUAGUGUUCCUUCAUUAGCCUGAUGGGUUCAUGAGGGGCUCUUCUGCUGUCCCUUGAAGAAGCACAGUAAAAAAGGAUGAAGUUUCAAUGGUCGGCAGCUGUUUUCUUGAUUUUGGGUUUGCUGACGACGGUGACAGUCAAGUGCGGUCAGACGCCGCCGCCGCCGCCGCCUGAGGUUGUGAAUGUUGGGGCAGUUUUCACCUUCAGCUCAGUCAUCGGGAGGGCGGCGAAGGCCGCCCUAGACAUUGCCCUCUCCGAUGUCAAUGCGGACCCCACCCUUCUCAAUGCCACCAAGCUCACUCUCACCACGGUGGAUGCUAAUUCCAGUGCUUUUUCAGCUGCCAUGGGAGUGUUUCAGGUUAUUGAUGAUCAAGCAGUGGCAAUAAUAGGCCCAGAAUCCUCAGCACUAACUCACAUGAUCUCUUUCAUAACCACUGGUCUUUCAAUCCCUCUCCUCUCAUUUUCUGCCACGGACCCGACCCUAUCUUCAUCUCAAUUCCCAUUCUUUGUUCGGAUGACACAAAGUGAUUCCUUCCAAAUGUCAGCUUUAGCUGACCUCAUCUGCUUGUAUGAAUGGAAAGAAGUCAUUGCCAUAUUUGUGGAUGAUGAAUAUGGAAGAAAUGGGAUAUCUUUUUUAGGAGAUCAACUUGCCAUGGGAAUGUCAAAGAUCCACUUCAAGUUUGCUUUGUCUAUGGACUUUGACUCGAGUGAAGUAACGAAAGUACUAAACAGCUCAAAAUUCUUAGGCCCACGUGUUUAUGUUGUCCACAUAUACCCGGAUUCAAAGUUGAGAUUCUUUAAUUUAGCACAUGAGCUGGGCAUGAUGGGUAGCAACUAUGUUUGGUUUGCAACAGAUUGGCUUUCUUCUAGUUUAGAGUCAGCCCUUCAAAACCAAUCUUCUUUAGGAAUUCUUGAAGGAGUAGUAGGCCUUCGCCCUUAUAUUCCUAAGUCAAGAAAGAAAGACACUUUCUUGUCUCGCUGGAGAUAUUUGAUGCAGACGGGUUUUGUGCAUUCCAAGUUGAUCACAAAUGCAAUGUAUUCUUAUGAUACUGUGUGGGCCAUAGCACGUGGAAUUGAUACUCUUCUUCGGGAGGGAAUAAACCUUACCUUUUCUUUAAGCAAAGGUGACACACAUUUUGACAGAUUUGAAGUGUUUGGAGAAGGAGAGCAUCUUCUUAAGAUCUUAACACAGACAAACUUCAUAGGAGUAACAGGUAAUGUCCAUUUUGAUGAGCUCCAAAGCCUGGUCGGGAGGGGUUAUGAAAUAUUCAAUAUUGCAGAAGGAAAUAUUCACACGGUUGGUUAUUGGUCAAAUUCUUCCCGUCUCUCUAUUUCGCCACCUCCUUUAAACCCCUUCCCAAACAGCACCCAAGCAGCUGAGAAGAAGAAACUUGGGAAUGUUGUCUGGCCGGGUGGGGUGAGGUUAAGACCGCGCGGUUGGCUUCUUGCCAACAAUGAGAAACCGUAUAGAGUUGGAGUUCCAAGGAGAACCAUUUUCACCGAAUUUGCAAGAUUGAAUGACAAGAAUGAGAUGGAGGGCUAUUGCAUUGAUGUGUUUAAGGAAGCAAGUAACCUACUUCCCUAUGAUAUCCAUUUUGAAUUUGAGCCCUUUGGAAAUGGUCUCUCCAAUCCAAAUUACGACGACCUUGUUAAAAUGGUUGCAGAUGAUAACUUUGAUGCAGCGGUUGGGGACAUUACUAUAGUGACAAGCAGGACGAGGAUUGUGGAUUUUACACAACCUUACAUGGAUAGUGGGCUUGCGAUAGUGGGUCCCGUGGAUGAUUCAAAAUCAAGUGCCUGGGUAUUUCUAAAGCCAUUUACACCAGAAAUGUGGGCUGUCACUGGAUUGUCUUUUCUGGUGAUAGCAGUGGUGGUUUGGAUACUAGAGCAUCGUGUCAAUGAAGAUUUCCGCGGUCCUCCAAAGAGACAACUAACCACAAUGUUACUGUUCAGCUUCUCAACGCUGUUCAAGACAAAUGCUGAAAAAACGGUAAGCGCGCUUGGAAGGAUUGUGAUGCUGGUGUGGCUGUUUCUUCUACUGGUUGUAACCUCAAGCUACACUGCAAGCUUGACAUCAAUCUUGACAGUCCAGCAGCUGUCAUCGCCAAUCACGGGAAUGGAUAGCUUGGUGGCAACCAAAUGGCCCAUUGGGUAUCUGGUCGGCUCAUUCGUGCCCAAAUAUCUGAGAGAUAAUUACAAUGUUCCUCUGUCAAGACUUGUUUGCUUGCACUCUCCUGAAGAGUACGAAUCUGCCCUGCGGCGUGGGCCAGGUGGAGGAGGGGUUGCUGCAAUUGUCGACGAGCUUCCAUACAUACAGCUGUUCUUGGCUAACCGCACGGAUUUUGGCAUCAUUGGCCAGCCGUUCACAAAGAAAGAAUGGGGUUUUGUCUUCCAGAAGGACUCUCCAGUUGCGGUCGACAUGUCGACUGCAAUCCUUAAACUGUCUGAGAGCAAGAAACUUCAUGAGAUCUACAAGAAAUGGUUUUGCAACCCAAUAUGUCCUUCGGACAGGGGAAGAACAGCAGAGCCGAACGAGCUCCAAGUGGGCAGUUUCUUGGGACUUUAUAUUCUGUGUGGUGGUUUUGCUGCCAUUGCCCUCUUAAUCUUUCUGUUCAGAACGGUUCGCCAAUUUCUGCGGUACAAAAGGAAGAAAAUGGACCCUUCUUCGCCAUCUGGCUGCUCGCAGAUUGUCUACAACUUCUUCGACUUCAUCGAUGAGAAGGAAGAAUCCAUCAAAGCGUUUUUCACGCAGCAUGACGACAGUUCUCAUUCACAAUCUUGUAAUAGCUGAUCGCCAUUUGUGACUUCUCCCAACUUAUUACGAAGCUCUUGCUUUAAAUGUACAUUAUGAAUAAGGGGAAUUUACGUAAAUAGCACUAAAACAUAAUGACUUUCUCUAAAUAGCACCAUAUGUGCUUUUCUUCCCAAUGUACUUUUAGUCAUUAUG
Messenger RNA from Cuscuta campestris, 2988 nucleotides. The record is from the annotation of a GenBank genome assembly. Lineage: Eukaryota; Viridiplantae; Streptophyta; Magnoliopsida; Solanales; Convolvulaceae.